Aethina tumida (small hive beetle) is the source of this 984-nucleotide messenger RNA. Its product is annotated as elongation of very long chain fatty acids protein AAEL008004. Gene Ontology annotation, cellular component: endoplasmic reticulum membrane. The transcript has 5 exons. Lineage: Eukaryota; Metazoa; Arthropoda; Insecta; Coleoptera; Nitidulidae. Gene Ontology annotation, molecular function: fatty acid elongase activity. The coding region runs from base 111 to 902 and encodes 263 amino acids. The record is from RefSeq and is a predicted model, not a curated record. Gene Ontology annotation, biological process: fatty acid elongation, polyunsaturated fatty acid; fatty acid elongation, saturated fatty acid; fatty acid elongation, monounsaturated fatty acid.
ACAGGGCUGGAUAAGGAUGAAACAACAAUAACUUUCGAAAAUCAUUAAACCAAUUUUUCGUCUACAGUUUCGUGAAAUCAGUGGUGCAAGUGUUAACUUUGAAAAAAGAAAUGGCUACUCUGGCGAAAUUUUUCGAAAAUUACCUCAAGGAAAUGGGAGAUCCCCGAGUGGAGAACUGGCCGCUGAUGAAAUCGCCGGGCGGCACUCUGGCCAUAAUAGGCGCUUAUCUGGCUCUGGUCUACGUGGUGCUGCCCGCCUACAUGAAGGACCGCAAACCCUACAGCCUGAAGACCGUCAUCUACUACUACAACUUAUUCCAGAUUGCGGCGUGUUCCGUCCUCAUUUACGGGAUUUCAACCUCAGGAUGGACAACAGAAUACUCCUUCGCCUGCCAACCGGUGGACUACUCGGAACGACCCAUUGCGGUGAGAAUGCUCACCUACGUCUACUACACCUUCCUGCUGAAGCUGAUCGAACUGGUUGAAACAAUAUUUUUCUUGUUGCGCAAGAAAAACAAUCAAGUUUCCAACCUGCACGUGUACCACCACAGUUCGACCGCCGCCCUGGCUUGGAUCGCCACCAAAUUCAUUGGAGGUGGAAUGACGACGUUCGCCAUCAUUUUGAAUUCCUUCAUUCACAUUCUGAUGUACUCCUACUACUGGUUGUCGGCCCUUGGACCGCAUUGGCAGAAGAAACUGGCCAAGUGGAAGCCCAGGCUCACUAUGGCCCAAAUGAUUCAGUUUUGUAUUUUGAUCGUGCACUCGUUGAGUGCGUUGCAACCUAGUUGUACUGCCAAUAAGAAAAUUUUGCUGCUCUAUUUGCCAAACGUUGUACUGAUCUUUUACAUGUUUUGGAACUUUUACAAAGUCAACUAUUUGAAAAUGAAGAGGAAGUCCGUCUAAACCAUCUUUAGUUUGUAUAUAUCGUAUAUUGUGAUUAUAAUUAUUUAUUGAUUUUUCCAAUAAAAUUUAUGUUAAGUUAUAA